Zea mays is the source of this 2336-nucleotide messenger RNA. RefSeq names its product putative protein kinase superfamily protein. Gene Ontology annotation, biological process: protein phosphorylation. Gene Ontology annotation, molecular function: protein kinase activity; ATP binding. Bases 432 to 1958 code for a protein of 508 amino acids. NCBI's taxonomy places the organism in Eukaryota, Viridiplantae, Streptophyta, Magnoliopsida, Poales, Poaceae. The record is from RefSeq and is marked provisional. The transcript is spliced from 7 exons.
CUCUGUUCUCCAGUCACGCCAGACGGCCAGAACCCACAAUUUUCAUCACACCAAACCAUCCACUCCUCACCUUUCCCCCCAAACAAGUCCAAUCUUUACAACGACAUUGUCGCCAACUACAACCCCUUUCCCUUCUGGGUGCCUCACCAGAUUACCCACUCAAAUCCAGCUACCAAGCACAAAAGCUGCGGCAUUUGCCAUACUGUUUCAUCCGCGGAACCCAAUCUUGCCGCCCGAUCCUUCGCAAAAUCCACCGUACGUGCUUGCUGCCCCUGUUCCAGUCCAGACUCUAGACAAUGCUGUCUGCGCCGUGGAAUCCGAGCGUUGCCAGCUAAUUCCGCUCGGGAACACGCACGAGGAGAUCCGCCAGUUCGCAAGAAGCGAUAUCCAUCCACGGCGUUGCCCUGGCUGCUCGCGCUCCGCCAGCUCCCAUGUCGGACACGGAGCUGUCCCAGAGCACGGUGGUGUUUGGGCUCCGCAUGUGGGUGCUCGUCGGCAUCGGCGUCGGUGCCGCCUUCGUGCUACUGCUCGUCCUCAUCUCCGUCCUCUGCCUCCUCGCCUUCCGCCGUCGCCGUCGCCGGCGGCAGCGGCCGGCCAACCCCGCGCAGCAGCUCCCCACCACCGCCCCGCCCAAGAAUCCCACGAAUGCCAAGGCGCCCAAGGACAUCCAAGAAGUCCCCUCCCACGCCGCCGCCGCCGCCCCAGCGAAGACGCCGCUUGCGCUCGCGCAGGUGCUCCAGCUCCCCACGCCACCGGUCUCCGAGCAGCUCGUGACCGGCAAGGAGCACCACGUCACGCACCCGGAGCAGCAGCAGCACCCCAGCCACCGGAGCGACGGGCCUUCGCCGCACGGCAACGGCGAGAGCCGCGGUGGCGCCGCGGAGCGCGCGCCCCCGGCGGUGCCCGAGGUGUCCCAUCUGGGGUGGGGCCACUGGUACACGCUCAAGGAGCUGGAGACCGCGACCGGGAUGUUCGCCGACGGGAACGUGAUCGGCGAGGGCGGGUACGGGAUCGUGUACCGUGGCGUGCUCGAAAACGGCACGCAGGUCGCCGUCAAGAACUUGCUAAACAACAGGGGGCAGGCAGAGAAGGAAUUCAAGGUUGAGGUCGAAGCGAUCGGGCGUGUGCGACACAAGAACCUUGUGCGCCUUCUAGGAUACUGUGCUGAGGGUAAUCAGAGGAUGCUUGUAUAUGAGUAUGUUGAUAAUGGGAACUUAGAACAAUGGCUGCACGGGGAUGUUGGGCCCAGAAGCCCUCUCGCCUGGGAUGACAGGAUGAAGAUCAUACUGGGAACAGCAAAAGGGUUAAUGUAUUUGCACGAGGGGCUUGAACCAAAGGUGGUUCACCGUGAUGUCAAGUCAAGCAACAUCCUUCUGGACAAGCAAUGGAAUGCUAAGCUCUCGGAUUUCGGACUUGCGAAGCUUCUUGGUUCAGAAAGGAGUUAUGUCACCACAAGAGUUAUGGGAACUUUCGGGUAUGUUGCUCCAGAGUACGCAGGGACUGGGAUGUUGAAUGAAACAAGCGACAUAUAUAGUUUUGGGAUUCUUAUAAUGGAGAUAAUAUCCGGUAGGGUACCAGUGGAUUAUAAUAGGCCACCAGGAGAGGUUAAUUUAGUUGAUUGGCUUAAGACGAUGGUAAGCACCCGAAACUCGGAUGGGGUUGUGGAUCCAAAGAUACCCAAGAAACCUUCCUCAAGAGCACUGAAGAAGGCUUUGCUAGUGGCGCUGAGAUGCGUAGACCCUGAUGCUCUUAAGAGACCAAAGAUUAGUCAUGUCAUUCACAUGCUUGAAGUCGAUGAUUUCCCAUACAGAGAUGAUCGCCGAGGCACUAGAGCACCAGGACAAGCAAGGUUACCAGAAACACCGGCAGGCGGAUCAGGUCGACCUGAGACUGACAGCAGUGGAAACGGCGGUUCCACACAAGCUGAACCCUUCAGAUGGAGAAACCCAGAGGCUUAGUGUUCAUCGGACUACUGAAAGGAAAGCCAAGCCCUCUUGAUUUGUGAAGCAACAAGCCAACAAUGGUGUCCACUGAAGUCGUGAAACUCUCAUCUUGCUGAUGAUAGGCAAAGGCAUCCAUGGAUACUGUUAGAUCAUCUGUAAAUGUAAAAAAAAAGUAAUUUAGCCCUAGUAAUUCUUUCCUGCUUAUAUUUAUAUAGGUGGAGGUAUCUAUCUAUGACAAACCCGUUCCAUUAAAGGCAAAAAUAACUUUAUUUAAAUCUCUGGGGUGCCUCUGGUUAACAAAUGGUCUGCAUCUGCUCAGCAUAGCUGAACUUGUCAUUUAUGUAAAUUUUUUAACACCGACUCGGCAACUUCGGUGUGAAUAUGUUUUGUUUU